Molecule: messenger RNA, 1824 nt
Organism: Dioscorea cayenensis subsp. rotundata (Guinea yam)
Lineage: Eukaryota; Viridiplantae; Streptophyta; Magnoliopsida; Dioscoreales; Dioscoreaceae
Exons: 4
Coding region: 1-1824 (607 amino acids)
Molecular function (GO): nucleic acid binding; RNA-DNA hybrid ribonuclease activity
Source: RefSeq, a predicted model, not a curated record
AUGAAGGAGUUGCGUCCGAUCUCUCUCUGUACUGUUAGGUAUCGUAUUAUGGACACGAUGAUUGCAACCAGAAUGAAACCUAUUAUGGCUCAUAUUGUCUCCGAGAAUCAGUGUGCCUUUGUUCCAGGAAGACUGAUUACCGACAAUGUCAUGAUUGCAUCUGAAAUAUUCUCUUACCUCCACCGACGCCGUCGUGGCCGGAUGGGUUACGCGACAAUCAAGCUCGAUAUGUCAAAUGCUUAUGACCGUGUCGAGUGGGAUUAUCUCCAACGUGUCAUGGAAGCUCUUGGAUUUGCAGACCAAUGGAUUGCGCUAAUAAUGAAGUGCAUCUCGACAGUCUCGUAUCAGGUAAUUCUAAAUGGUCAGCUUCUUGAGCCCAUUGUGCCAUUAAGGGGCCUCCGACAGGGAUGCCCUUUAUCACCAUAUCUUUUUCUCCUUGUCACAGAGGGCCUCACUGCACUCAUUCAUAGGGAGGAGAACGAGGGAAGAUGGAGUGGAUGUCGUAUUGUUCCAGCUUGUCCAUCGAUUACUCACACUCUUUUUGCUGAUGAUUGCCUCCUUUUCAUGAAAAUAACAAAUAGAUCUACAGAAUAUACAAGGGAUACUCUGGCUCAAUAUGAACAGGAAUCAGGUCAACAUAUCAAUAUUCAAAAAUCCUCAGCGUUCUUUAGUCCAAACACAACAUUACAAGCCCGGCAGAAGGCAGGGAAGGAAAUUCUUAUCAAGUUAGUAGCACAAGCAAUUCCGAAUUACAUCAUGCAGGUUUACCGGCUACCUAAUGGUAUUCUUGCAGAGAUUGAAGCUAUGUUGGGCAGAUUUUGGUGGGGAUCACAAAAUGGCAAGAGCCGCGGUAUACAUUGGAGCUGCUGGGACUCUCUCAGUUUUAGUAAAGGAAACGGAGGCCUUGGGUUUCGACGUCUAUCCCCAAUGAAUUUAGCGCUUCUAGCCAAAACUGGAUGGCGUCUAAUGAUCAACCCAACUUCAUUACUUGCCAGGGUGUUGAAAGCUAAAUUACAUCCAGAAACCAUAGAGCAUGUGCUGUUGGAAUGUAGUUUUGCCCGGAGUAUUUGGCAGAGACAGAGGGCUCAUUAUACAGCUUACAUAGGUAUGGAAUUCAAAGAAUGGCUUGUGCAACUAUUUCGUUCGAAGUUAUCGGAGGAGAUAUGCAAAAGCCUUAUUACGACUUGGGCCAUUUGGACACACCGUAAUGAGAUGGUGUGGCAGGGUUGCUCACCGUCAACUAUGCGUGUUGGUGUUCUGUGUGCACAAAUGAAUGCUCAAACAUUGUUGCUGCACACUCCCGCUAAUUACUUCGCUACUUCCAAUCACGCUGUCCACACAUGGCAACGGCCCCCUUGCGGAGAGUAUACACUUAAUUGUGAUGCAACAUUGUGUAUCAGCCGGAAAUGUACCGGUCUCGGUUGGGCUCUUCGCGAUCAUUAUGGUAACUUGAUGGGAUUGGGGACUUCAGUAAUACCGGGACUGCUAAGUAUCUCCUUGGCAGAGGCAAUGUGUGUGAGUGAGGCACUCCUUUGGCUGAGGAAGGGAUCCAUCUCAGGGGGAGUCAGAGUUGAGACUGAUGCGUUGCUGGUAGCCCAAGCUAUUCAAUCCCCUGCAGCUGACUUCUCGUACCUUGGUUUUGUUGCUGGUGAUUGCCGUUUUCUGUUGACAACAACUAAGCAAGUGACAUCGGUAUUCAACUUCAGCUGCCUUGAUGAGGGAGGGGGAAGGGAACCAGAUAGUGGUCGGUUGAACCAAAGAUUGAGACUGUGGAUCGUUUGCUCAAUAGUUGGCUAUUUUGCCAUUGUUGCUAAAAAGAUAUGA